This is a messenger RNA of Pecten maximus, 652 nucleotides long. Its product is annotated as perlucin-like protein. The coding region runs from base 135 to 614 and encodes 159 amino acids. The transcript is spliced from 5 exons. NCBI's taxonomy places the organism in Eukaryota, Metazoa, Mollusca, Bivalvia, Pectinida, Pectinidae. The record is from RefSeq and is a predicted model, not a curated record. Gene Ontology annotation, molecular function: signaling receptor activity.
CAUAAAGCUACAAAAAGCCCAGCAGCAGGGAGAAUUAAAGCCAGCAAUGCUUUAUGUAACCUGUUUUGGGCCUCUUCAGUGACAACAAGACCUUAUCAGUUCUCCUGUCAGGACAGAUCAAGAUUUUCUCUAAAAUGGACGUACGGAUACUGAUCUUCUUCGUUAUUUCAAUAUUUGCCAAUGGAGGCUUUGCAUGCAGAUUUGGCUGGACACAGAAUGGGAGUCUAUGCUACUUAUUUUCCCAUGGAACAUCUACAUGGGCUGAAGCAUCGGCGACAUGUUUGGCCCUUAAUUCACAUCUGGCAAUGAUUACCUCAGACACGGAACAAUCAUUCCUCAUCGAUCAACUUGAUCAGCUACAUCAAACUGGUACCUCUCAUACGCGGUACUGGAUAGAUGGUACAGAUUUGGAAGUAGAAAAUGUAUGGAGAUGGGCCUUAACUGGCGAUAAACUUACUUACACCGCCUGGGCUGACGGUGAACCUAACAAUGCACAAAGAGGCAACUGCAUGAAUCUGUAUGAAGGAGGCGGAUUUAAGAUGGCAGAUGAUGAUUGUGAAUUACGUCUGCAUUAUAUUUGCCAGGAAAAUGACGGAGCGAAUAUCAUCGGUUGAUUGUAAACGCAAUUUUCAAUAAAUCAGUUUUAAUGCGA